This is a messenger RNA of Trypanosoma theileri, 1395 nucleotides long. RefSeq names its product pleiotropic regulator 1. Gene Ontology annotation, cellular component: catalytic step 2 spliceosome; Prp19 complex; precatalytic spliceosome. The coding region runs from base 1 to 1395 and encodes 464 amino acids. The record is from RefSeq and is a predicted model, not a curated record. Gene Ontology annotation, molecular function: protein binding. NCBI's taxonomy places the organism in Eukaryota, Euglenozoa, Kinetoplastea, Trypanosomatida, Trypanosomatidae. Gene Ontology annotation, biological process: mRNA splicing, via spliceosome. The transcript has a single exon.
AUGGAGGACGAUAUAGGUGCCCUUGUUCAGGAGAAUGCGCGUGUUGCGCGUGAGUUGAGUGGAGUGGCACUUCUGCGAGUCCCACAAACAACAGAUCCCGGUUGGCGUAUGCGAAUGGACGCUUUAAUUCGCGCAGAAUACCCAAAUCAUGCCCCACCAUCGGCCUCCAACAAAGAGGAGGAUAAAAAGAGUGGAGAAGAGAAUAAUGCACUUAUGCUUCUCCCAUCUGCUAAAUCACAAGGUGAUGCUUCGACAAUAAAACCAUCAUCGAUAACAACAACAACUACUACUACUACUACUACAGGAAUGGGAGUAGCAGAGAAACGUCCUAGAACAGAAGAUUCCAUUAUUUCUAUUGAUCCAAAAGUUUUAAAAUCUCGCAUGACAGCAGUAUCCUCGACCGUUGUGAAUGCUGAAUCACGCGAUGAAACUUAUAUUCCACCUCCUUCCUGGAAGAUGUCAAAGGUAUUGGUGGGACACCGUGGAUGGGUGUGGAGUGCUGCAGUAGAUCCUAGUAAUUCUUGGUUUGCAACAGGUGGAGGAGAUGCGGUAGUGAAGGUGUGGGACCUUACAACUGGAGCUCUAAAGCUUAAUCUUACUGGACAUAAGGAAGCUGUACGUGCUAUAUCGCUUAGUACAUUAUCACCAUAUAUGUUUACUGGUAGUGAUGAUCGUUCUCUAAAGUGUUGGGAUCUUGAACGUAAUGAAAUUAUACGUGACUUCCAUGGUCACAAAGGACCUGUUCACUCCGUAGGUGUUCAUCCAUCAUUAGAUAUUGUUGUGAGUGGUGGUCGUGAUAAAACUGUACGUAUAUGGGAUGUGCGUACUCGCUCUUGUGUACAUCUACUUGUGGGACAUACAGACAGUGUUAUGUCCGUUGCUGUACAGCAAGCAGAUCCACAAGUUAUUUCAGGUGGAAGUGAUGGUAUGAUUUAUCUUUGGGAUAUUGCCUCUGGUCGUGCUUUUACAAGAUUAACUCGUCAUAAAAAACCUGUUCGAGACCUUUCUAUUUCUCGUCAAGGGACAUUAGUCUCUUGUGGAGCUGAUAAUAUUCGUCUUUGGUCUCUUCCAAAGGGAGAAUUUCUCUUUAACGCAUCCACCAGCAAAAAAGGCAAACAUGUGGAAAAGGAAGAAGAUGCAGAGAGUUACCGUUGGACUUGUUGUGCCAUCAGUCCACGCAAUGUAUUGGCUGUGGGAAGUCAGGAGGGAAAACUGGCAUUUUAUGAUUGUGGACAAAUGAAAAGACCACCGUAUCAAUUCACCAAGACAAGGUCUAUUCCAGGGACACUUCCAGGUGAAGGUGGUAUUAAUUGCAUCGCCUUUGAUGCUUCAGGAACACGUUUGAUUACUGCAGAAAGUGACAAGAGUGUGAAGAUUUGGCGUACGAAGGAGUAA